UUCACUUAGGUUUGCUUAUGAUGGUCUGAAGCGUCAGAGACUUACUCAGCCAAUGAUCAAAAAUGAGAAAGGAGUAUUUGUUUAUGCCUCAUGGGAGGAUGUAUUAGCUCGUGUUGCUGGUGUGCUCCAGGCAGUGGAAGGUAAGCAUAUAGCAGCAGUUGUAGGAGGGCUGGUGGAUGCAGAAGCACUAAUAGCUCUGAAAGAUCUACUGAAUAGAGUGAAUUGUGAUACGCUCUGCACUGAAGAGAUCUUUCCUACUGCUGGAGCUGGCACAGAUUUACGCUCUAACUACCUGCUGAAUACCAAGAUUGCUGGGGUGGAGGAGGCAGAUGUCCUCCUUCUGGUUGGCACCAAUCCACGCUUUGAGGCACCACUUUUUAAUGCUAGAAUUCGAAAGAGGUUCGUAUUCCUUGGUGGUGAAUAAGCAUGUGAAUCCAUC
Messenger RNA from Cyanistes caeruleus (blue tit), 439 nucleotides. Lineage: Eukaryota; Metazoa; Chordata; Aves; Passeriformes; Paridae. The record is from RefSeq and is a predicted model, not a curated record.